Benincasa hispida (wax gourd) is the source of this 1212-nucleotide messenger RNA. It is a transcript of the gene CKS, whose product is annotated as Nucleotide-diphospho-sugar transferases superfamily protein. Lineage: Eukaryota; Viridiplantae; Streptophyta; Magnoliopsida; Cucurbitales; Cucurbitaceae. The record is from RefSeq and is a predicted model, not a curated record. Gene Ontology annotation, molecular function: 3-deoxy-manno-octulosonate cytidylyltransferase activity. Gene Ontology annotation, cellular component: cytosol.
AUUAGUGGGAAAAAAGAAGGGGAAGCAACAGCCCAACAUCCGCAUCCGUGCAUUAGCGAGCCGUUCUCAUAGCGGGAGACCAUGUCGGUUUGCGCUUCUUCUUCGUCAUCAUCCGGGUACCUCGGCAGUGCCAAGGCCUGGAUUGUUCAUGGGAUCGUCGCCGGAAUCGCCAUCGGCGCCGCCGUCGGAGCUCGAGCUUACUUAGGUCGAUCCAAGAAAUUCCGUAGCCGCGUUGUUGGAAUCAUUCCCGCCCGCUUCGCCUCUUCUCGGUUCGAGGGGAAGCCUCUUGUUGAGAUUCUUGGAAAGCCCAUGAUCCAGAGAACAUGGGAAAGGGCAAAAAUGGCUACGACAUUGGAUUGUGUUGUUGUAGCGACCGAUGAUGCGAAGAUUGCACAAUGCUGUAAAGGAUUUGGUGCUGAUGUUGUAAUGACAUCAGAGUCUUGCCGGAAUGGGACUGAGCGUUGUAAUGAAGCACUUCAGAAGCUUGAAAAAAAAUACGACAUUGUGGUAAAUAUUCAAGGGGAUGAGCCCCUUAUUGAACCAGAGAUCAUCGAUGGCAUUGUUGAAGCUCUGCAGGCUGCCCCAGAUGCAGUGUUCAGCACUGCAGUGACAUCCUUAAAGCCCGAAGAUGCAUUUGACCCCAAUCGGGUGAAGUGUGUAGUGGAUAAUCGUGGUUACGCUAUUUAUUUUUCAAGAGGAUUGAUCCCUUUCAAUAAGUCAGGAAAGGUUAACCUUCAAUAUCCGUAUUUGCUUCAUCUUGGAAUCCAGAGCUUUGAUUCAAAAUUUUUAAGUGUGUAUCCUGAACUCCAACCAACACCGUUGCAACUAGAAGAGGAUCUAGAACAGCUAAAAGUAUUAGAACAUGGCUACAAAAUGAAGGUUAUUAAGGUUGACCAUGAAGCUCAUGGUGUUGAUGUUCCAGAAGAUGUGGAAAAGAUUGAAUCUUUUAUGAAGGAAAGAAACCUAUCUUAACUAAGACCAACAGACGAAAGCUAGUUACGGUGUUAGAUAACGAUUUCGUUUUAGUAUUUAUAGGGGCUUGAAAAAGAUUUGCUUGUUAUUUCCUAGAAUUGACUUAAUUUUUUUCCCUAAUAUUUUUUUUUAUUCCUAUAUCUCUUUCUUUGUUUCUGAUAGUUGUGACAUUCAUUUAUUUGUAAAGUUAGUUUGAUAUGUGAUUAUAUAUGUAAGUUUGUUGAUUAAAGGGUUGGCUAA